Molecule: messenger RNA, 1929 nt
Organism: Cynara cardunculus var. scolymus (artichoke)
Lineage: Eukaryota; Viridiplantae; Streptophyta; Magnoliopsida; Asterales; Asteraceae
Product: sulfhydryl oxidase 2-like
Exons: 12
Coding region: 103-1671 (522 amino acids)
Biological process (GO): protein folding
Cellular component (GO): Golgi membrane
Molecular function (GO): flavin-dependent sulfhydryl oxidase activity; protein disulfide isomerase activity
Source: RefSeq, a predicted model, not a curated record
UUGGACAGACUUCCCAUUUUCAACCGGAAUUACGUUUCGCCGCCGGUCAAUCUGUUUCGCCGUUGCACAACUCCGAUUUAUCUGCAACCAUUCUCUCCUUCCAUGUCUUCAGUAUUUAAGCUUUUGACCUUGCUUCUAUGGAGCUUCAUGUCAUUAUCCUUGAUAUCAUCAGCUUUGCUGAUUAAUCCGGCGGCGGGAUCUAGAUCACUCCUACGUGCCAUCAACGGUGGUGGAGAUCAGCCUGAUUUUGCUGUCGAUUUGAACGUCACCAACUUCGAUGCAGUUUUAAAGGAUACCCCCGCUACUUAUGCCAUUGUGGAGUUCUUCGCUCACUGGUGCCCGGCUUGCAGAAAUUAUAAGCCCCAGUAUGAAAAGGUUGCUAGGCUUUUUAAUGGAGCCAAUGCUAUACAUCCGGGGGUUAUAUUGAUGACCCGAGUUGACUGUGCGAAUAAGGUAAAUAUUAAUCUCUGUGAUAAGUUCUCUAUUAGUCACUACCCAUCGCUCUUUUGGGGACCCCCGUCUAAAUUUGUUGGUGGCGGUUGGGAUGGGAAAAGUGAAAAAAGUGAAAUUCACCCUAUUGAUGAUGGAAGAACUGCUGAUCGUUUGCUCAAAUGGAUUAACACACGAUUGGGAAGCUCGUAUAGCUUUGAAGAUGAGAAAUAUAAGAAUGAUGCUCUCCUACAAUCAAACGUCUCAGACCCUGGACAGAUUGCACGUGCUGUAUAUGAUGUUGAAGAGUCCACGUCCGUUGCCUUUGACAUCAUUAUGGAACACAAGAUGAUUAAACCGGAUACUCGAGCUACACUUAUAAAAUUCAUGCAACUAAUGGUGGCUCAUCAUCCUUCGAGGAGGUGUCGUAUGGGAAGUGCUGAUAUACUCGUUAGCUUUGACGAUUUGUACCCUUCACGUAUGUGGUCGGCAAGCAAACAUGAAUAUGAAAAUGGCACUAGACAUGGUCUUCAGGGUAAAUUUAACAUAUGUGGAAAAGAAGUUCCUCGUGGAUAUUGGAUGUUCUGUCGCGGCAGCAAGAAUGAUACCAGGGGCUUCAGUUGUGGUUUAUGGGUUCUGUUACAUUCACUCUCCGUGAGAGUGGAAGAUGGAGAGAGUCAGAUGGCAUUUACGACCACUUGCGAUUUCAUCCACCAGUUUUUCAUCUGUGAGGAGUGUCGUCAACAUUUCCACAGUAUGUGCUCAAGGGUCUCUACACCGUUCAGCAGCACACGGGACUUUGUCCUCUGGUUAUGGACCACACAUAAUGAAGUCAACAAGAGGCUAAAGAAAGAAGAAGCAUCUCUCGAAACCGGCGAUCCCAAAUUCCCAAAAGCAAUCUGGCCUUCAAAACGCCUCUGUCCAACUUGUUAUGCCUCCCAAAAUCAGAAUGAAGAAAGCAGCUCAAUCGAUUGGGAUCUUGAUGAGGUCUUCAAGUUCUUAGGCAACUACUACGGAAAGACGCUUGUGUCCCUGUACAAGGAGAAGGACAAGGAGAUUCUCAGCCACACUCAGAAAAAGACUAACGCAGUUUCAGAAGAUAUGAUUCAGUCAACAAACGCACUUGUCGUACCUGUGGGGGCUGCUCUUGCAAUUGCAGUGGCUAGCUGUUUGUUUGGCGCACUCGCUUGCUUUUGGCGCUCACAGCAGAAGAACCGGAAGCCAAGAAGAAGCUGGAGCUGAUGGUUUAAGUUACUGGUGCAGAAACAAGUCAAAAUUGUCCUGUUUGAAUUGAGGUCCCUUUCUCACUUCUUUUUGACAUACACAGAUAUGCAUCAUGAUAUAUGAUAUUGCGGAAUGUAUAGAUUUGGUUCCCUCAGAUUUCAUAGUUUUGGGCAUUUUUUUCGACGAUAAUUUGUUUUGAACCCUGAUGAACAAGUAGGUUCUAAUGUAUCCGGUUUCUGGGUAUACGACGUUUGAUUUGAGAAUGUACCAAAAAAA